AUGGACCUCGUACCCACCUUGCGCUGCGCCAACACCGCUACGUGUUCAGCUCAAGGAAUGUCUGUCUGUUCCAAUUGCCAUCUCGUGAAGAUCUCCCCGCCGCAGUAUUGCACCAGAGAAUGUCAGAAGGCCCAUUGGAGUGUCCAUAAGAGGGACUGCAAAAGCCAAUUUAGCAAGACAACGUGGCAGCCCCAAUGGAUAGCAGAGAAGAGGGUGCCUUCGUUCAUUACGGUGGACGGGCCCAUGAUGUCUCACUAUGGCCUGAACAAGCAUCUCUGGGGUAAUACCCCGGCUUUUGACCACGUUCAGCUGUUGAAGAACGAAGGUGCGAAGUGGGAUCAACCUCUGGCGCUCUGUUUUGCUGCGUCAGGCGAUCUUCGAAAUGUGAUUACGUCCAUCAACUGCCUGCCCGAGUCCUAUCAACUGCCCUGCAAUGUGGUCAUCAACGAUCGCGAAGUGGACAUCGUGCUUCGCAACCUCCUCCUUCUCUUCACAUUCGCAUCUUUUGCACCUGACGAAGCUGCCGAGAUGGCGCUGCAUCUCUGGUACUUGCCCAAGCUUCCGUCGAAAACAAUGGCGCGUCUCCGGCCGAUCUUCAACGAGAAACUCGACAAAAUAUUCACCCACAUGGCGAAGAACCCGGGGAGCCCUCCUACCACCCUCUUGAAAGCGAAGUUCCAACUGACAGACAAGGCGUCGAUCGUAGCACUGCUGCCGAAAUGGUUCUGGUUUGAGAUGAAGAAGAUGCUCGAAUUGAAGAUGACCUCCCAGCAAGCGGAUUACCAACGACAUCUGAUCACUCUGGGUCCUGAUAGGCGCGACUAUCGUGACCGCCACCUCAGCCUCUUAGGCCCUUAUUAUCGAGUCUCCAAGAUGAAAUACUAUGAAGACGGUUUAAUUAUGCCCUUCGGAGGCGUCGACAGAAGGCUGUUUCGGCUGUUCGCCCACGCUUUGGGAACGAGGGAACUCCGUUUUACCCUUCUCGGCGAGGACGCGCGGCAUAUUCCUACAGCUCUCCCGAAACUGCUGAAGGAUACCACCCCUCAAAAAUUCGAUCGUGUGGACGUCUCUAACACGUCCGAUACAUGUUACAUAGGAAUCGAAGCGACGCUAUCCAUCCUUGGGGAUAUGUUGAAGCCCUAUCGCCAGAACCCGCACGCCACCCUCAUCACUCUAUUUCUAAACUAUUUUAUGGAGACACCCAUUUCUGAAGCAGCCGAAAUGCGAGCAUUUAGGGAGAGCAUGAAGGUAUUACGGCCUCUGUUGCUCAAGGAUGGAGAAGCUGUUCCGCCGAAACAUCCAUGCGACAGUGGGACCAUGAAGAUUAUGACCUGGAAGGGCUACUUUGAUGACAGGGAGAAGCAAUGGAGGGAGUAUGUUCAACUCCAUCGUUUUGACUUCAUAGCUGGGAAAACGGGUAUGAAGCAGAGGAUGAGCAGGACAAUCAUUGAAAAGAUGCCGCACCGUAUCAAGAAGGAUGCGAAGAUCGAUGAUGUCCUCGACGACGUUAAACACCUCGAUAUCACUGGAUUGGCUGGCAACGAGUGUUACAUAGAAUGGGUCAGAGCGCGAUAG
Molecule: messenger RNA, 1575 nt
Organism: Cyclocybe aegerita
Lineage: Eukaryota; Fungi; Basidiomycota; Agaricomycetes; Agaricales; Hemipholiotaceae
Source: the annotation of a GenBank genome assembly